Mugil cephalus (flathead mullet) is the source of this 2730-nucleotide messenger RNA. RefSeq names its product probable flavin-containing monoamine oxidase A. The transcript is spliced from 12 exons. Gene Ontology annotation, molecular function: oxidoreductase activity. NCBI's taxonomy places the organism in Eukaryota, Metazoa, Chordata, Actinopteri, Mugiliformes, Mugilidae. The record is from RefSeq and is a predicted model, not a curated record. The coding region runs from base 225 to 1856 and encodes 543 amino acids.
UUAGAAACUUGUUAUUGCUGCCGCAGCUGAAUCUCUGCCAAGUAGGUGACAAGCUCCGUUAUUCUCCGUUCCAAAGUGCACGGUUACGAAAGCAACCCAGGCUUUGCAAAGUAACUUGACUGAUAAAGAACAAAAGUGGAAUACGAGCUGGAUUUGUCUUUGACUCUUCGGUUCACCAGCACUCAAGGAGUUUACACUAAAUAGACAGACCUGUAGGUUUGACUAUGACGGCAGAAACUUGGGAUGUUGUUAUUGUUGGCGCUGGACUGUCUGGACUGAGUGCAGCUCAUUUGCUCCAGAAACGAGAUCCCAAGAUGAAAAUACUGAUCCUGGAAGGAAAAGAUCGUGUGGGAGGUCGCACAGUAACCUCUGAAAUACCAGCAGCCAAUGGUGUUGAUCGCUGGGACUUUGGAGGCCAGUGGGUCGGAAGCACCCAAACCCACAUCUUUGAGCUCAUAAAAGAGCUAGGCUUAGAAGUCUACACGCAAUUCAACACUGGCAAGAAGGUGCUUCAGAUGGGUGGGCCGACGUCCAAAGUUCGCACCUAUAAGACCAGCAUCCCUGCUCUAUCCCCACUGGUGCUAAUGGACCUCACACAGCUCCUAUGGAAGAUAGACAGACUGUCUGCAACAGUAUGUGUCCAGGACCCUUCAAAGACUCCCAAUGCCGUGGAACUGGACAGCAUGACCCUGCACUCAUACUUUCAGCAGCAUGCUUGGACAGCAGAACUGAAAGAGCAAAUGGAACUGUGCAGCAGGUCCGUUUUUGGCAUGGAGCCAUCCCAGAUGUCCUUGCUGUUUUUUCUCAUGUAUGCUGAAGCAGCUGGAGGACUACUGGCACUUCUGGAGAGCACUCCAGGUUCUGCUCAGGAGUUCAAGAUAAAGGGAGGCACCCAACAGCUUUCGGAGUGUCUGGCAGAACGUGUUGGGUGGAAGAAUGUCCGUCUGGGUUCUGCUGUGACGGCCAUAUGGCAGGAUGCUGAGUGGGCCAAAGUGACGACUACCUCCGACACCUUCUCAUGCAGAGCUGUGAUCGUCACCUGCCCCCCUCAUUUGGCAGCUAAGAUCCACUACCAGCCAGCCCUGCCCAGCCAAAGAGAAUUCCUCACGCAGAACAUGCCAGUGGGACACAUGAUAAAAUUCAUAAUUACCUAUCAGACGGCUUUUUGGAGGGAGAAGGGCUUCUCUGGUGAAAUAGCGGCAGGGUCCUCUGGUGACUGUCCAUUCUGUGUUACCUUUGAUGCCACCAGCCCUAGCGGUAAUGCUGCUCUGGUUGGCUUCAUUGCCGGCCAUCAGGCUUCUCACUGGAGUUCUAAGCAGGUUGAAGAAAGAAGAGAAGCGGUGCUUUCCAGUCUGGUCAAAUACCUAGGUUCAGAGGCUGCAUCUUUCAUUCACUAUGAAGAGAAAGACUGGGCUAAGGAGGAGUACAGCGGUGGCUGCCCUGUUAAUGUCAUGGCACCAGGUCUCCUAACAUAUUACCACCCUAGCCUGAGGGAGCCCUGUGGCAGGAUCCACUGGGCAGGCACAGAGACCGCCACCCAGUGGUGCGGCUACAUGAGUGGUGCAGUGCAGUCUGGUCAGCGAGCAGCACUGGAAGUACUGGCUCAAGUCAGUCAUGUCACCCUCACCCAGGAGGAACAGGAAAUACUGCAGCAGAGCCAGACUUUCAAGAGUCCUCCUCAGCAGACAUCCUCGUUCAAACUCAUGCAUCUCUUCACGAGCAAAUCUGUAGUUAUAGCAACACUCACAGUAGGUGCUGUCCUCCUGCUAGCUCAGCGUCAAAAUGCAUUUCCAAACAUCAAAACUUAUUUAAUGAAUGCCUUUUCAACAGGCAAGCAGAAUUCACUCGUACUGUAACAAAUGUUUAAAAAAAAAAAUCAAGUGUUGCAUCCAUUUCAUCCUACUGGAUUUGAUGAAGACAGUACAAACAAGUUUUGCAGGAAUCAUUUGCAUUAUUUUAAGCUGUACCUUUUUUGCCAUUUUAUCAUAGAAAAUUGCAUCUAUAAAAUAUAGGCUCUCUUUGUAAGCCAAUGGCUUUUCACAAAUCAUGCUGUGUUUAAACCAAUUUGCAGUGAGAAAAGAGAGCUUUCAUACUGUAUGCAUCACGUUGUUUCCCAGAGAGCCAUAAAACCUGCUUGAAAGGCUUGGAGCGGAGCCACGAGCGCGUUUGUGUGCCCACAAAACCACCAACAGAAAUUCGAAUGAGCAUAAGAUGGAUGAAGCAGCCCCACAAUGAUAACGUCCCAGAGAAAGUGAUUUAAUCGCUAUCACUUGAUUGCACCGUUGAUUGAGAGGGGUUUUGUCAGUCCCCGUGUCUACUCUGGAGAGUAACUCAAACGCCCACUAAUCAUUGCACGGUAGUCUGUGACUCCAUUGGCGCCGUGGCUUGCUAUUUGUCUUUGUUAUCACUAGCUUACACUAAAUCAACUGCUUGUUCUCCCGGGUUUCAUUUAAGCCAGUUUGCGUUCUUUUGCAGCAUUUGGUCAUUGUGGUUGACCAUCAAACAGGGCUGGCAGGUACGACCAAAUGAAAACAUUUCUUUUUUGUGUUAACACAAUUUUAAUUAAUUUUGUUCUGUCUACACAGGAGGUUUUUGCUUAUUAAAAUGUAUCUGAAUAUAAUAUUCCAAGUAAUUAGAAAAAUUAAAAAGGCAACACAAGGAUGUCAAUAUGCAUUAAUUUCUAAAAAGUGAACACAAGGCAACGAUUAAAGAAAAAAAUACUGCAAAAAA